Messenger RNA from Macrosiphum euphorbiae (potato aphid), 495 nucleotides. The record is from the annotation of a GenBank genome assembly. Lineage: Eukaryota; Metazoa; Arthropoda; Insecta; Hemiptera; Aphididae.
AUGCCUGUAAACUAUAAUAAAAAAAAGUUGGGUAAGAAGAUGAAGAAGACGCCUAACGUUACGUUUCCGCUCAUAAAAGAUCAUUGGAAUGACAAAGUAUCAGUUGCUAAAAAUUUAAGUAACUUUGGACUAACGAAUAAUCCUAGCAAAUCCAUUUCAACCGGUUUCACCAAUACUCAACCACAAGUAAAAGGCGAAGAAAUUAAAGAACAAAAUAAAAAGCGCAAAAGAGAGCCAAAGCAACCACAAGUUGUCAAAAUGUUGGAAGAGCAAGCAAAUAAACCUACAGGAAUCAAACAGAUAACAUUACCUCCUGGCACGAUAAAAUUCAUCACUGGUCUUAUGGAGAAAUAUGGAGACAAUUAUAAGGAGAUGACAAAGGAUCCGAAAAAUGUUUACCAAAUGACAUGGAAACAAAUACGUGCAAAAAUAUUAACAUUCAAAAGCAUAAAGGCUUACGAGCAUUUAAUGCCCCAGCCAAUAGCUGAUUUAUAA